AUGGCUUUAUACGGUAAAAUUGCAGUCGUGACUGGAGCAGCAAUGGGAAUAGGAAGAGCAAUAACGGAGAUACUCCUGCAGAAUGGCUGCAAGGUAGCUCUCCUGGAUAUGAACGAAGCUGCAGGAAAUGAUUUAAUGGAAGUCCUUGAGAAACUGUACGGAGAGGAAAGAACUCUGUUCCUGCAAUGUAAUGUUGAAUCAGAGGAGCAGAUCAAAGCUGCCUUGCAGAAAACCGUAGAUACAUUUGGAGGAAUUGACAUCCUGUGCAACAAUGCCGGCAUCUUGAAUGAGAUCAUGUGGGAGAAAACUGUCUCCAUAAACCUUAUGGGUGUUAUCAGGGUAGCAUACCUGACUCUGGAACACAUGAGCAAGUUGAAUGGAGGUCAGGGAGGGGUCAUCGUCAACACAGCAUCCAUAGCAGGUAUCGAACCUAUAGCGAGCAGUCCUGUCUACACAGCCUCAAAGCAGGGCGUGGUCGGUUUCACUCGAGCCAUGGCGAAUGCUUCUACCGCCUUGGAGUAUGGUGUACGCUUCAAUGCAAUUUGCCCAAGUUUUGUCGAAACCAACCUCCUCGUCGGCAUAAACAACAGACUGGGCCAAUUCUCCGAACUGGACAAAAACACUCUUGAAAGCAUCAGGCUGUUAGAUGUAUCUGAGGUAGCGGAGGCCGUCCUCGAGCUGGUGACAGAUGGGACGAAGAACGGAGAGGCCCUAAUGGUGUUCUCAGAUGGAAAAGAAUACGCGACUUUUCCCUCAUUUUUGUAG
Morone saxatilis (striped sea-bass) is the source of this 765-nucleotide messenger RNA. Its product is annotated as 15-hydroxyprostaglandin dehydrogenase [NAD(+)]-like. Gene Ontology annotation, molecular function: oxidoreductase activity, acting on the CH-OH group of donors, NAD or NADP as acceptor. NCBI's taxonomy places the organism in Eukaryota, Metazoa, Chordata, Actinopteri, Moronidae. The record is from RefSeq and is a predicted model, not a curated record. Gene Ontology annotation, cellular component: cytoplasm. The transcript is spliced from 7 exons. The coding region runs from base 1 to 765 and encodes 254 amino acids.